AUGUCCAGCCUCAAAAGCACACUCUUGUCAACCCUCUCCAAGACUCCCAAGCAGCAUCUCAAGGCGCAGAAGCCCAAGUACCAGCUCUGCAGCAACCCCAGCAUCACUAUCACAGAUGCUGAGACCGGUGAGGAGUGGGAGUUCAUCGAUCAUGAUGAACUCGAUGGUGAUCUCCCGAACAGCGACAACACUCGCACUUUGAGAGAGGAACUCGAGCUCAAUGCGCGCGAACAGGAUAAUCUCCUAGGGACAUGCUGGCUGUUCGACGAACCUCGCCAGUGCCAGUGGAACAAGAGAUCUCUCGACGGCGGCAGCAUCCCCUCGAAGUUGGCCGUAUAUAUUCUUCAUUUCUCCCGCCAAACUCGACUCUCAUUCCUUUCCUCAGUCAUCCUCGACAUCACUUUCACCCGGACUUCCUUGAGAUCAGCAACUGACACCAACUCACACCCAUCUUUGAACCCCCAACAUCACAACUUCUACGACACCUCAAGGAAUCUUCAACUACCGACAUCAGCCUACACACCUGCGCUGAAACGCCCUACACGACAACCUUCUACGCCACCCCGAUCACCAAGACCACCGACACUAUCGCCAACCCUUCGAUCUAUCCUUCGAGUGUCCUGA
Messenger RNA from Fusarium tjaetaba, 624 nucleotides. RefSeq lists its product as uncharacterized. NCBI's taxonomy places the organism in Eukaryota, Fungi, Ascomycota, Sordariomycetes, Hypocreales, Nectriaceae. The record is from RefSeq and is a predicted model, not a curated record. The transcript has 2 exons. Bases 1 to 624 code for a protein of 207 amino acids.